Molecule: messenger RNA, 1376 nt
Organism: Antrostomus carolinensis (chuck-will's-widow)
Lineage: Eukaryota; Metazoa; Chordata; Aves; Caprimulgiformes; Caprimulgidae
Product: amyloid-beta A4 precursor protein-binding family A member 1
Exons: 3
Biological process (GO): chemical synaptic transmission
Cellular component (GO): cytoplasm; dendritic spine; plasma membrane
Molecular function (GO): amyloid-beta binding
Source: RefSeq, a predicted model, not a curated record
UGAUAGACAAAAUGUCAAUAGAAUAAGUGACCUGCCCACCAGAACUUGCCAUGAACCAUUUGGUUGGACCACCGGAGGGGGAGGUAAGUGAAGAGCCAGCAAAUGGAGCAGUGAAUGAGUCAGUGGAGGCUGACCUGGAGCACUCAGAGGUGGAAGAGGAGCAGCGGUAUGCAACUCGCUACCCAGAGCAUACAAACAGCAGCCAAGGGGGCCUGUCUGGGCAGGAGGAGGAAGGGAUGUUAGCUCGGUCAGCCAGCACUGAGAGUGGUUUCCACAAUCACACGGAUACUGCGGAAGGGGAUGUGAUAGCCGCUGUGGAGGAUGGUUACGACACAGAGAGAGUUCAGGAAAAUGAGGAUGAGAGCGCAUAUGCGGUGCAGUACAGGCCUGAGUCUGAGGAGUACACGGAGAAUGCUGAGGCUGAGCAUGGCGAGGCCAUUCAUAAUCGAACAUUGCCCAGUCACUUACAUUUCCAUUCCAUCGAACACGAGGAAGCCAUGAAUGCAGCCUACUCGGGCUAUGUCUACACACAUCGCCUCUUUCAUCGUGGAGAGGAUGAACAGUAUGCUGAGCCUUAUGCUGACUACGGACUGCAGGAGCAUGUCUAUGAGGAGAUAGGAGAUACACCAGACCUCGAUGUUAGGGAGGGGAUCCAGCAAUAUGAGCGGGAAAGAGAGGAAGCUGACAAUUACCGCAAGGAGGCACUUGGUGCUCGCCUUCACCAUUACGAUGAACGGUCUGACGGAGAGUCUGACAGCCCUGAGAAGGAGGCAGAGUUUGCACCCUACCCAAGAAUGGAUAGUUACGAACAAGAGGAGGACAUUGAUCAGAUUGUAGCAGAGGUGAAGCAGAGCAUGAGCUCCCAGAGCUUAGACAAGGCAGCUGAAGACAUGCCAGAGGCAGAGCAAAGUUUGGAGCAUGAUCAUACUCUUGCCGGUGGUGGGAAUGAAAGUAAUGGCCAGCUCCCAGCUGGUUCUCGAGUUACAUCCAGCUCGGGAGAAUCUGUACAGAGGUACAGCAAGGAAAAGAGAGAUGCAAUUUCACUGGCCAUCAAGGAUAUUAAAGAGGCUAUUGAGGAAGUGAAGACAAGGACCAUCCGUUCUCCUUAUACCCCUGAUGAACCUAAGGAGCCUAUCUGGGUGAUGAGGCAGGACAUCAGUCCAACCAGAGACUCUGACGACCAGAGGCCACUAGAUGGAGAUGUGAAGUCAAACAACGCCAAAAUUGAGAUGGAGAAUUUUUGGAUGUACCAGGUUGAGUUUCGUAAGAAAAAUUCUCCAUCUCCAGAUUCCUCUUCACCUCGGGGUGCUGAAUCGUCAAGUAGGCAGCAUCACCAGGAUGUCUGCAGUACAGCAGAGGCCUCCACUAAUAAAGAG